This is a messenger RNA of Megachile rotundata (alfalfa leafcutting bee), 1875 nucleotides long. RefSeq names its product E3 ubiquitin-protein ligase RNF14-like. Gene Ontology annotation, molecular function: protein binding; ubiquitin-protein transferase activity; zinc ion binding. The record is from RefSeq and is a predicted model, not a curated record. Gene Ontology annotation, biological process: protein ubiquitination. NCBI's taxonomy places the organism in Eukaryota, Metazoa, Arthropoda, Insecta, Hymenoptera, Megachilidae.
CUUUAAAUUGCAAAACCAAACGUCAGCAUGAUAAGCUAAAAAGAUAUCAUCGAUUUUCUCUACUAAAAAAGAAUAAAAAUCUUCAAAAGAAAAUUCUUUUCAAAUUUUUAUUUAUUCUACUAUUUAUAAAUUAGCUUCGCAUAAUAAUUAUAUUUAUCGAAAUUUUAAAUAAUGAUUGGCAUCUUAGUGUUAGAUGUAUUGAAUCUAAUUUUGUAGUUGCGCGCCAUUAUGUACGAAUUUUUAUUUACAACAUAGUUUGGCGGUUCGGUUGAAGUGUAUGUAUAUAUUAUUCUCAUCCAAUAUAUAAAGAAGUAACGUGCUACAUGAUUAUGAGAAUAGGAAAAUAUUCUGAAAGUAAUGAAUAACCGAGACCGACAAGAGAACGAAAUUUUAGUACUUUCAAGUAUUUACAAUCAUAAUGAAUUUUCUUACAUUCAAGGUGAUAUUAUUGAAAUCUAUUUUAAUGUUUUUCCAACGAAUAAUGAUAAGGUAAUAAAACUGAAAAAUGCUUAUAAUAAAUUUUCAAAGUGUUUAAUAAAAUAUCUACCACCUAUACGAAUAUAUGUACAACUUCCAAAGGAUUAUCCUACAAAGUGUUUACCAAAUUUUUAUAUAAUGUCCUCAUGGCUCACUCCUUGGCAAACAUCUUCUGUUUGUCAACAUUUAGAUGAAAUAUGGUUAAAAAAUAAAGAACAGGAAAUAUUAUUUUUAUGGUUUGAAUUUUUAAGAAAUGAUCUUCUUAAUUUUCUUCAAAUCAACGAUACAUUAGAUAUUUCAUUUCUGUAUUUGAUGAAAUAUAGUCUAACAGAUUACUUUAAGUUAAAUGCUAUACUUGAAAAAGAUGCUAGAGCUAUAUGCAAUGCACUAAUUUUUAAUCCAAUAAAGUUUUUUAUGGAUUAUAAUGACUAUCAACUUAAACUUACAUUUGAGAAUAGUUCCUACAUGUGCAUUAUAUGUUUUGAAAUAUACUAUGGAAAAUAUUGUACAAAACUACAAAAUUGUAGUCAUAUUUUCUGUAGGAACUGUAUACAACAAUACAUUACUACCAAAAUUAAUGAAAAUGUAAUAAAAAAUAUCAUAUGCCCUGACUUAAGUUGUAAUUGUGCUAUUACAUACAAUGAAAUAAAAAUGUUUUGUCCAAAUUUGUUUUCAAAAUAUGAAGAUUUAUUAUUGCAUGUAACAUUAAGUUCUAUGCAAGACAUAGUUUUUUGUCCACGAAUUUCAUGUCAAUGUCCAGUCGUAAAAGACGAUGAAAAUACUUUGAUUGUCUGCAGCAAAUGUGAUUACAGUUUUUGCAGUCUUUGUCACAAGGUAUACCAUGGUAGUGCACCUUGUGCUAUAAUGCCGAGUGAAUUUAUAAAAAUUAUUGAAGACUAUGAAAAAGGUAACACGUGUCAAAAGCAAUUAUUACAAAAAAAAUAUGGUAAAAAGCAAAUACAAGAAAUUGAAAAACAUUUAACUAAAAACUAUCUAAAGGAAAAUACAAAAACAUGUCCACAGUGUCAAACUACGACUGCAAAAGUAGAUGGUUGCAAUAAAAUGACAUGUACUUAUUGCAAUGCUCAAUUUUGCUGGCUUUGUGGAACACAAAUUACUACAGAAAAUCCAUACGACCAUUUUUUGCUCAUUACAAAUAUGUGUUACACACGUUUGUUUGAUUAGAAAUCUUCAGAAUAGAAAAAAAAUAUAUGUAUAAAUAAUAUAUAGCAUAAAUGAAACAUAACAGUAUUAUGAUGUGCUUUGUAUCUAAGAGUUCAGUAACAAAUACUAUAACAAAUGGGUAUGUUUUAUUUUUACAAAUAAUAACAUUAUUAUAAAUAAAUAUUAAUUAUACGCAAUAUGUGAAUAUAACAUAAAAUACUUUAAAUAUAUACA